CAUAAACAUAAACAUAAACAUCAUAGGGAACAAACUGAAAGUUCAUCACAUUCACAUAAAAAAGUUACCGGUAAACGUACGACGCGUGAUUCUUCAAAUGACGAGUCCGAUAAAAAUGGCGAUCUAUUAAAAGAAUACGAUAGCAAAUCAUCUCAUGUACGAAAAAAAGCGAAACGCCAUCAUGAUGAUAUUAAUGAGAAAGUUGAGAUUAACGGGGAACAUAGAAGCAUAGAAACAUGUGGCGAUAGUGUUAAACGGCAUGUGAUCGAUAAAACCAAAAAAACAGAGAAAAGGUUGACGAGCAAAUCCAACAUGAAUAAGUCAUACACUAGUAAUACCGAUAAGGGCUUAAUCGGCGAUUCUGUUGGGAAACGUUCGACAGAUGUUGAUUAUAUGUCGAUUCGUGACAAGAAAGGAAAGACUUCUUUAAAAGGUGUUGUUAAAAAGGUCAAAGUUGAAAAGAGUCAAACAUUAAAUGAUGUUAAAAACAAGGAAAUUUUACAUCAUGAUAAUAAUGGUGGGAAUUUAGUCAAUUAUGAGGGUGAGAAUCUUGUAAAAAGUGAAAUAGACGAAAAGUAUACUCUAGACGAUGAUAUUAUAAAAGGAAUCAAUCAUGAUUCGAAAGAAUCAUUGAUGUCUGAACUUGCAAUCAACACAUCCACAUAUUCGCUUCGUGAAAAACGGUCAUACCCGCCAGUUACAGAAGAUACAAAAACAAAGAUCGAUGAACGUAGUUCAUCAAAAUCAGUUAAUACGAAGUCAUUUUGUCAAUCCAAAGGCGAAACUUCCGCAGAAAUUACUUCUAACACAAUAGAUGUAACUUCAUCUAUUUCAAACGAAUCCCAACCAUCAAUACCACCUUCACAAGAAACAACGAAAGCGAUUACAUCAGAUCUAAAUGAAACUUCGAGUGGAAUUAUCAAUUCUGAUCUUGUCACAAAAGAAGAUACGAAUAUGUCAAAAUCUGUUGGCAAAAAAGGGCCAGCACGCAAACUUGGAAGACCUCCAAAAUUACAAGAACCGCAGCGUAAAGCAACGCCACGAACUUGGACCUGGCAAAAAAAGAAAAAGGAUCUGAAAACAAUUUUGACAAAAUUGCUGGAUUCUUUUACCAAGAAAGAUGCGUACGAAAAAAAAAUUGAAAGGAAUGAAUAUUCUUCCAUUGACGAAUUCAAGGAAGAUUUUGCUCUUGUAUGUAAUAAUUGUAAGACAUAUAAUGCACCAGAAACACUUUAUUAUAAAAGUGCGGACAAACUAUGGCAAUUUGGCGAUAAAGCAAUAGAACGCGAAAGAGAUAGUAUUCUUUUGGAAGAGGAGAGAAUGAAGGCGUUGGGAGUUGAGAGCGGAAAAAGGGCUGCAAAUGUUGCGCAAGGUGUCGCGUCUAGUAGAGCAACGUCUAUUUCAAAACCAGGGAGACAAGUUCGAAAACAAAGAAGAGGAGAAGCACGUAAACAAUUUGCUCCCGAUGGUUCGCUCAUACAUAGUAAUAUUCCAUUUAUUUGA
Dentiscutata erythropus is the source of this 1503-nucleotide messenger RNA. The record is from the annotation of a GenBank genome assembly. Lineage: Eukaryota; Fungi; Glomeromycota; Glomeromycetes; Diversisporales; Gigasporaceae.